GGUUGCAGGUCAGUCCUCCAUAUGCAGGCGCACGAGCAUCCAACGGCGCUAGCGGAUUCAAACUUCAAACAGACUGAGAGAGUGCAAAGCUUAGAACUGCAUUCUUUCUGCGGUGGUGAGACAGAUCCAAGUAGGCCUUUCGCAUUACUCACUGGCGCAAUUCAACCCCAAGGCUUUCCACUUCCAAAGAGCUCUUACCACUUCCCCUAUCACGUGCAGAGGACACCUGCGUUCUUCCACAGCAAGCUUUUAGCCAGCUCCAAGAGUUUGCUAAUUUCGACGCUCAACAUGGGUUUCAUCAAGGCUUGCCUGAUCACUCUCUGCUGCUGCUUCGCCGUUGACGAGUGCGCUCAGUGCAUUGAGGACAUCAUUUGCUGUCCUUGCAACCUCUGCUGCGGCGCGCCAGCGGACGAAGUCGUCACAGGGGGUGCAACAGCAACUUACUGACGUUAGAGUAUAACGUGUUGUACGAUAUUGCAGACUGCAGCUAUAGGAACAGGGCCGGAUAGAAUCGAAAGAUUCAGGCGCACGCGCGUGUUUUAGACAAGUCUUGCAAGAUCGAGACCUCAAAGCUGUAGCUCGUAACUGAAAGUGUGUUAUAUUGAACUUAUAUUGCUCGCUUUGCUUUUGAUUUGUUAAGCACUUUAAUGCAAAAAAUUCACAUGUU
This is a messenger RNA of Klebsormidium nitens, 667 nucleotides long. NCBI's taxonomy places the organism in Eukaryota, Viridiplantae, Streptophyta, Klebsormidiophyceae, Klebsormidiales, Klebsormidiaceae. The record is from the annotation of a GenBank genome assembly.